CGCCGGAAACGCGAGAACAAGGCCAGCACGUACGGCCUCAACUACCUGCUGUCCGGCAGCCGCGCGGCCGCGCUGAGCGGAGGGGGCGGCCCCGGGGCCCAGGCGCCGCGACCCGGCACCCCGUGGAAGAGCCGCACGUACAGCUCGGGCAUCCAGGGACUUCAUGAGGAAAUAAUUGAUUUUUACAACUUCAUGUCCCCUUGUCCUGAAGAAGCAGCUAUGAGAAGAGAGGUGGUGAAACGGAUUGAGACUGUGGUUAAAGAUCUUUGGCCGACGGCUGAUGUACAGAUAUUUGGCAGCUUUAGCACAGGUCUCUAUCUUCCAACCAGUGACAUAGACCUGGUGGUCUUUGGGAAGUGGGAGCGUCCUCCUUUACAACUGUUGGAGCAGGCCCUGCGGAAGCACAAUGUGGCUGAGCCGUGUUCCAUCAAAGUCUUAGACAAAGCUACGGUACCAAUAAUAAAACUCACAGAUCAGGAGACUGAAGUUAAAGUCGACAUCAGCUUUAACAUGGAGACUGGUGUCCGGGCAGCAGAGUUCAUCAAGAAUUAUAUGAAGAAAUAUUCAUUGCUGCCUUACUUGAUUUUAGUAUUGAAACAGUUCCUUCUGCAGAGGGACCUGAAUGAAGUUUUUACAGGUGGAAUUAGCUCAUACAGCCUCAUUUUAAUGGCCAUUAGCUUUCUGCAGUUGCAUCCAAGAAUUGAUGCCCGGAGAGCUGAUGAAAACCUUGGAAUGCUUCUCGUAGAAUUUUUUGAACUCUAUGGAAGAAAUUUUAAUUACUUGAAAACUGGUAUUAGAAUAAAAGAAGGAGGUGCCUAUAUCGCCAAAGAAGAGAUCAUGAAAGCCAUGACCAGCGGGUACCGCCCAUCGAUGCUGUGCAUUGAGGACCCCCUGCUGCCUGGGAAUGAUGUGGGCCGGAGCUCCUAUGGGGCCAUGCAGGUAAAGCAAGUUUUUGACUAUGCCUACAUCGUCCUCAGCCAUGCCGUGUCUCCGCUCGCCAGGUCCUAUCCAAACAGAGACUCCGAGAGCACUUUAGGAAGGAUCGUCAAGGUGACUCAGGAAGUGAUUGACUACCGGCAGUGGAUCAAGGAGAAGUGGGGCAGCAAGAUCCACCCGUCCCCAGGGCUCGACAACAGACUCAAGAUAAAAGAGCGGAUAGCCACGUGCAACGGGGAACAGACCCCAAGCCGAGAGCCUGAGUCGCCCUACGGCCAGCGCCUGACCUUGUCCCUCUCCAGUCCCCAGCUGCUCUCUUCAGGCUCCUCUGCUUCCUCUGUGUCAUCACUUUCGGGAAGUGACGUUGAUUCAGACACACCGCCCUGCACAACGCCCAGUGUUUACCAGUUCAGUCUGCAAGCACCAACCCCUCUGAUGGCUGGCUUGCCCACUGCCUUGCCUGUGCCCAGCGGCAAGCCCCAGUCCACAACAUCCCGAACGCUGAUCAUGACAACAAACAAUCAGACCAGGUUCACUAUACCUCCACCGACCCUCGGAGUUGCCCCUGUUCCUUGCAGACAGACGGGUGUGGAAGGAACUGCAUCCUUGAAAGCCGUCCACCACAUGUCUUCUCCGGCCCUUCCCUCAGCGUCCCCCAACCCGCUAUCAAGCCCUCACCUGUAUCAUAAGCAGCACAAUGGCAUGAAACUGUCCAUGAAGGGCUCUCACGGCCACACCCAGGGUGGCAGCUACAGCUCCGUGGGCAGCGGGGGUGUGCGGCCUCCCGUGGGCAACCGUGGACAUCACCAAUAUAACCGCACUGGCUGGAGGAGGAAAAAACACACACACACGCGGGACAGCCUGCCCGUGAGUCUCAGCAGAUAA
Messenger RNA from Otolemur garnettii (small-eared galago), 1821 nucleotides. RefSeq names its product poly(A) RNA polymerase D7, non-canonical (gene TENT4A). NCBI's taxonomy places the organism in Eukaryota, Metazoa, Chordata, Mammalia, Primates, Galagidae. The transcript is spliced from 13 exons. Gene Ontology annotation, cellular component: TRAMP complex; nucleolus. The record is from RefSeq and is a predicted model, not a curated record. Gene Ontology annotation, biological process: RNA 3'-end processing. The coding region runs from base 193 to 1821 and encodes 542 amino acids. Gene Ontology annotation, molecular function: poly(A) RNA polymerase activity; mRNA binding.